ACUCCUCGCCAUGGCCAUGGCCGCCAGCCCCGAGACCCACGGUGGGUGCCGCCGAGCGCAGAUGCCUCACCUAAGCAAGAUGGAGCGGGUGGUCGUGAGCAUGCAGGACCCCGACCAGGGCGUGAAGAUGCGGAGCCAGCGGCUGCUCAUCACGGUCAUUCCGCACGCGGUGACUGGCAGCGACGUCGUGGAGUGGCUGAUUCAGAAGCUCUGCAUCUCAGAGGAGGAGGCCCUGCACCUGGGUGCCCUGCUGGUGAGGCACGGCUACCUGUACGCCCUGCGGGACCCCCGCCCCGCGCUCCAGCUGGACCAGACGCUCUACAGGUUCCAGGUCAGACUCCGCUGGGGGCGGUGGGACCCCCGCAGCCCGACUAGUGGGGACGUCGGGGGCUGGGCCAUCUACCUCGCCAAGAAGAACAUCCGGCAGCAGGGCGCCCUGGGCGGCCACGAGAAGGAGCACUAUGACCAGCUGCACCGGAGGAUCAACCACGCGUGGGACCUGGUGGUGAUGCAGGCGAGGGAACAGCUGCGGGCCGCUAAGCAGCGCAGGAAGGGGGACAGGCUGGUCAUUGCGUGCCAGGAGCAGACGUACUGGCUGGUGAACAGGCCGCCGCCUGGGGUCCCCAGUGUGCUGGAGCAGGGUCCAGAGCGAGGCUCCUGCAUUGCCCGGCGAGUGCAGAUGACCAAGAAUGCGGAUUUCUACAAGCAGGAGAUUGAGUGCUGCACCAAGGCCCUGGGCAGGAUCCGGGUGAAGUCCUCUGUCUGCCUGGAGGCGUAUCUGAAGUUCAGCAGUCAGCAUGGCCCGCAUGACCCCAUCAUGUCGGGGUGCCUGCCCAGCAACCCCUGGAUCACAGAUGAUGACACCUACUGGGCCAUGAACGCCCCCAAUGUGGCUGUGCCCACGAGGCCCCGUGUGGAGCGAUGGGGCUUCAGCUUCCGGGAGCUCCUGGAAGACCCUGUGGGCCGGGCCCACUUCAUGGACUUUCUCAGGAAAGAGUUCAGCGCCGAGAACCUCAGCUUCUGGGAGGCGUGUGAGGAGCUGCGCCAUGGAGGGCAGGCCCAGAUCCCCGCCCUGGUGGACUCCGUGUACCAGCAGUUCUUGGCCCCUGGCGCUGCCCGCUGGGUCAAUAUCGACAGCCGGACGAUGGAGCGGACCCUGGAGGGCUUGCGCCAGCCCCACCGCUAUGUGCUGGAUGAUGCGCAGCUGCACAUCUACAUGCUGAUGAAGAAGGACUCCUAUCCGCGGUUCCUCAAGUCGGACAUGUACAGAGGCUUGCUGGCAGAGGCCAGGACACUCCCGGAGACCAAGAGACGAGUGUUCCCGUUCAUGUGGAAGCCACGGCUUUCGAGCCCAAGCCCUGCUCUCCCUCCUGCUUCUGCUUCAGUGGAACCGGCAGCUACUGCCGGUGGCCCUGGGGCUGCUGAUGGAGAGGCAUAGGUGGGCCUGGGCCUGGAGGAGGAGGCUCCACCCCUCGCCUCUCAUCACCCUCCUCUCACCCAGGGCCCUGGCAGCUGCCGAGACCCCCAGCAUGGGCAUCCCUAGCGCACAGAGGGCGUGGCCUUGCUGUGGGCACACAAGUCAGGCUGCCCAGAAGGGAUUGGUCCAGGUGCUGACUGCCAGGGAGGGGGCGUCACUGGCCGAGCUUGGGUCGCCUGGGGAGAGGUGGGACGAGAUGGGCAAACCAGACCAAGGCCACGCUCCUGGCAUGUCGCCGUCUCCAGCUCCCAGUGCCCAGCCCCACCUCCAGACCGUUACAUCAGCAGGCCAGUACCCGGGAGCCAGAGGCAGACAGCAGGCCUCAAAGCUAAGUCACCCGCUCCACUCUGCUCAGUGGGACCCCAGGGGACUCUCCUCAGCCCCCGAAUGUCGCUGGGCUGGCUCAGCCUUCCAGUGGGUACAGAGCUGCCGCCACGGGGAUUGCCCUGUCACUGCCGCUGUGUCCCAGGCCUGUCCUGAAGGUGCACCUCCGUUUGUGAAGGAACGCCACUCCCCUGGGGGUACAGCGCUGACGGGCUCAGCUGAGGCAGCGCCCCGCCUCCCAAAGCUAGCCUGCUCCUGCCCAUUCCUGGCACAGA
Messenger RNA from Pipistrellus kuhlii (Kuhl's pipistrelle), 2076 nucleotides. It is a transcript of the gene RGS11, whose product is annotated as regulator of G protein signaling 11. The transcript has 16 exons. NCBI's taxonomy places the organism in Eukaryota, Metazoa, Chordata, Mammalia, Chiroptera, Vespertilionidae. Gene Ontology annotation, biological process: intracellular signal transduction; G protein-coupled receptor signaling pathway; regulation of G protein-coupled receptor signaling pathway. The record is from RefSeq and is a predicted model, not a curated record. Bases 11 to 1438 code for a protein of 475 amino acids.